Messenger RNA from Contarinia nasturtii (swede midge), 2792 nucleotides. Its product is annotated as dimethylaniline monooxygenase [N-oxide-forming] 2-like. The coding region runs from base 100 to 1380 and encodes 426 amino acids. The record is from RefSeq and is a predicted model, not a curated record. NCBI's taxonomy places the organism in Eukaryota, Metazoa, Arthropoda, Insecta, Diptera, Cecidomyiidae. The transcript is spliced from 5 exons. Gene Ontology annotation, molecular function: NADP binding; N,N-dimethylaniline monooxygenase activity; flavin adenine dinucleotide binding.
GUGUUCUUUCCACGUUAUUUAACGAAAUUUCAGUGAUAUAACACAUUUCAACCUCAUCAAAAUUUUAAUAUUAUAGGUGAAAAAAGUGAAAAUUGUGAAAUGUUGAAUAUUGUCGUAAUUGGUGCUGGACCAUCAGGACUAUGCAGUGCAAAAUAUUCACUUGCUCAUGGAUAUAAAGUUACGAUUUACGAGCAAGCUGGACAACUAGGUGGCGUAUGGAAUUAUACAGAGGAAGUGGGAAAAAAUCAAUAUGGCAUCAAUAUUCAUUCUCCGAUGUAUCGGGAUCUAAGAACAAAUUUGCCGCAUCAGGUGAUGACAUACAUCGAUCAUCCAUUUCCGGAGGGUACACGAUCAUUUCCAUCACAUGUUGAAGUUCAAAAAUACUACCAAUCUUAUGCAGAACGUUUUGAUUUUAUGAAACUAAUAAAAUUUAAUCAUUCGGUAAUUCGAGUUCUUCCAAUUGAAAACAACAAAUGGGAAGUGAUUGUCAAGGACUGCAUCAAUGAUAAAUUCGAAACGAUAGUCUAUGACGCGGUUUUUGUAUGCAAUGGACAUUAUGCAAAAUCACAUAUCCCAGAGAUUCCAGGUGCAUGUGAAUUCAAAGGAAGAAUUAUGCACAGCCGAGAUUUUCGGACACCUGAAAAAUUUCAUGACGAAAAUGUUCUUAUCAUUGGGAGUGGUGAUAGUGCACUUGAUAUAAUACAACUUUUACGGAAAACUGCAUCUCGAAUCACAGUUAUUUGCCGUGGAACACAGAGUGCCCAAUGGCAAAAAAUGCUUCAGAAUUUAUUGUCCGAGAAUUUUGCAGUCCAAAGAGAUGUAGAACGUCUAACUCAAACGGGUGCCAAAUUUUCAGAUGGAUCUCAUCAAACAUUCUCUGUGGUUAUAUUUGCAACAGGUUAUGAUUAUGCAUAUCCAUUUUUGAGCACUGAAUGCGGCAUUACUAUCGAUGAUAAUUUCGUCCAGCCAUUAUACAAACAUAUACUCAAUAUUCAGUAUCCAAAUAUGGCAUUUAUUGGUGUUGUCGGUACUUUUACCCUUGAUUUACAAGUACAAUUUGUUCUGAAAUUCAUCUCAGGCGCCAAGCAGUUGCCAUCGAAAUCGGAAAUGUUUUUAGAUAUGCAAGUUCAAACAUUUACCCAUUGGAAUAGGGGUUUCAAUAAAAAUAAAACUCAUUAUUUAUAUUUACAUCAAAGUUCAAUGAGUGAAUUCCGCAAUCAAUUGUCAGAGAUCGCCGGCCCCGAAAAAGUAAAAGCAACAACUGUGCUGCGUGCCAUUGUUUUAGAUGUCUAUGAAACACGUUUAAAGGAUAUCGAUUUUCGAAAAUACAAAUACGUUAUAAUUGAUGACAAUACAUUUAAAAAAAUUGAAGAAUUGUAGAUAAUAUCGAAAGCGUGUGGAUGUGACUGAAUUUUUUCGCUUAAUAUAAAAUGUCGAAAGAAUUUUUCCAUUAAAAAUGAUAUUGUUAGAAAGUGAAUUUUAGUAAAAAAAAAAAACAUCUUAUUUUAAUAGAUAUCUUUUAAUGAGUCAUAUCUUUUUAAUAAGCUAUAUCUUGACACAAAAUAAAAAAAAGAUGCGAAAAACUGUUAUAAGCGUAGAUAUUGCUGAAUAAAUUCCGGCAUUGCAAAUGAUCAAAGGAUAAAUAGUAGCACACAAAGUGAAUGCUUUUGCAAUAAAGUUCAACUUUGAUAGAUUUGAAUGGUGUUUCGUGUCAUGUCAUUUGAUCAAAUUACAGCUAACAUUUAAUGUUGCCUCAUCACAUCAUUAACAAACGAUGUGGCGAAUUUAGCUUCGUAAAAAACAUAAGUAAAAGUAUUACAUAAGUUCAGCUUGUUAUACUUGGUGUUGAAUGAGCGUAAGGAAUGUUGAGCAGUAAUCAUUUGAAGAAAAUGUACGUUCGCCCAUUUAUCAUAUAUGAUUUUUGAGCAGCUUGCGUCAUACGCGCGGCAACGAAUCUCAUUUCAUCUAUCAUUCUCUCUCAUACAAACUCACUUAUUUGAAAAUAAAUCACGAACUCUGCACACGAUUUUAUCUUGGAGGCUCAUUUCCUUGUGCAAUAAUAUCAACGGAAUUCCGGAAAUUGAAUAGAUAAAAUUAUACACAAAAUCGAGAUAUAUAACGCAUUAGAAUAAAUUGUUAGACGCAAUUCUUACCAAUUCUCCAGGACUUUGUCGUAGGCCAAUGCCGAUAUUUUUAUUCGAAAUGUGUUGCUGUUGCUUUGCAACAUCUUUUUUCGAUGGCAACGGAAUGAAACCGUUCAAAUGAUGAUUGUGAUAAUUUAUAGUUGGCAUGCUAUUCGGUGAAUCGUACAUGGAUGCCGGUCGUUGUCUCGGUAUACCAAUGCCCGGUCCAAAGAUUUGCCGUUGAUCAUGCAUGAAUGAUGCAUUUGCCGGUAUGGCUGAUAGAUUUCUCGUCGAAUUCGAUAGAUUACGAGCGGGUUGUGUUUGUGUUGCCUUCAGAUGGGCUUUUUCAUCGUAUUUACCCCAACGCAUAUUGCUUUGGGUGUGACCAGGAUGUGGUAACGAAUAAGAGCUCCGUUGACCGGCAAUAUUCCAUUUGUUCGUGUUACCAUUGUGAUGACUUGCAUGAUGAUGAGGUAUUUGUGCUGUUGAAUAAUGCUGAUACGCAUUCAACGCCGGGUGAUGCACUUGUGUGGCACUCAGUUCAUGUGUCGUAUGCCACAUUAUGAAUACUUCUUCGUCGUUUUCGUACUAUUUUACGCUUUCACUUGCGAAACCCUUGAACUUUUAUGUUUUUCUUUUAUUUUUUUCUUAGUGUGAGAUUUUUAUUUU